Molecule: messenger RNA, 1245 nt
Organism: Sphaeroforma arctica JP610
Lineage: Eukaryota; Ichthyosporea; Ichthyophonida
Exons: 7
Coding region: 1-1245 (414 amino acids)
Biological process (GO): sterol biosynthetic process
Molecular function (GO): iron ion binding; C-4 methylsterol oxidase activity
Source: RefSeq, a predicted model, not a curated record
AUGGUAUCCAAGCUACAACAAGACGAAUCUCCAGCUAAGACCUGGAGGAAUGCGAAACCAGCACGCCCCCUCUUGCAACUGACACAGUAUAUCGCUGCCAAUUUACAGGCCUAUUUAUUAGCUACGCUCACAUACAAUGUGAUAUACUUGAUGAAAGGCAACGAUCACACGCACGACCAUCGGUCCGAGGCCACCAUACUCUACCUAGCUUCCCUAAUGCGCAAUAUAGUUGGUACCGCCACCGUGUAUCUAUGGGCGAAAACAAAAAAGAGCUACAACCCACCGGAGAAGGCGGAGUUGGCAUGGAUCGAAGUGUUCCAUAUACUCUUGAAGAUGCUGAUCGUAAAUAGUGUUGUUGACACUCUAGAGGAGUACGUUGUAACCCACUACGUCGGAUUCGCCUCGGUCCAAUCAACCACGAAUAAAACAGGAUACGACGCAGCUGUGCUCUCGGUACCGGCCUUUGCAGCCAAACUCUUCGCGUGGGAGAUACUGUUCGAUUUGGGCUUUUACAUGGCGCAUAGGACUGUACACGCCUAUCCCUGGCUAUAUAGAUUGGCACAUAAAGAACACCACAGCCACCGCUACGUCACUGUACUGACCACGCAUCUCCAGAAUCCAAUCGACGGUACACUCAACAAUCUGAUUCCGUGCGUGCUAGCCUGUUUUCUGGUGCCCCGAUUCUCGCCAUUCGAAUUCCAACUCGUAAUGGCGUACAAAGUUUUGGGUGAAUUGGCUGGCCACACUGGCGCGGUAACAGAGCAAUCCUCGUUUCCGAUUCUGGUCCAAGUCCCAAGAUUGCUUGGCAUCGAACUUCGCACUAUCGACCACAACCACCACCACACACACAAUAUCGGAAAUUUCGGCAAGCGAUUCUCUCUUUGGGAUAAACUGCUCGGUACAUUCGUCACCCCAACCAACCUUGCUUGGCCACACAUUCCGACUGUGCUCUACACUCCCAGCCCACCAUUUUUUAUGCAGUGGUUCGGAAAGGCACCAACUGAAAAAAAGUCUCGAAAUAGCAGCAAGGAGGGUUCCCACAGUUUCGCGACGUCACUCACCUCGCGCCAAUGUAUCGAUAAGAAACUUCUGGAACUUGAGUCCAAAACUGGAAUUAAGACCGACGCAGAAAAGAUUUAUAGAUCUUACGGCAGGCGGCCGUCGUUAAGAUUCCAGAGGACAAGCAGAGUAAUUGAUGCUGAAUCUGAAAUGUCAGAGUCCGAGAGCGAUUUCGAUGAGUCAUGA